Messenger RNA from Rattus norvegicus (Norway rat), 8327 nucleotides. It is a transcript of the gene Ikzf1, whose product is annotated as IKAROS family zinc finger 1. The record is from RefSeq and is a predicted model, not a curated record. Gene Ontology annotation, molecular function: protein domain specific binding; DNA binding. Gene Ontology annotation, cellular component: nucleus; pericentric heterochromatin; nucleoplasm. Gene Ontology annotation, biological process: B cell differentiation; lymphocyte differentiation; erythrocyte differentiation. NCBI's taxonomy places the organism in Eukaryota, Metazoa, Chordata, Mammalia, Rodentia, Muridae.
UUUUUGUUUUUUCAAGUAGGAGUAGGAAAGAAAGGAAAAGUCAUUCGAAAUCCAUAGUGUCCGUGUCGCUCACUUCUGUCUUUUCCUUUCUGAGGACUGUGAGAGCUUUGACUUAGGUCAAAUCCUCUGUCUUUUUAGGUUGGGGUUGCAGGUGCGAGACCAGGCCAGUUGAGGCACUUCUGAGUAGCCCGGGGUCCCAGGAAGAGCACGUUCUGCUUUUCUGUUUAGGCUUAUAUCGACAUAUCUAGCGAGAUUACAGAAGCCAGCGUUUUCAAAGUCAUGGGUAAAGACUUUCCUUAUUUUUGAUGCGACAGCUAUUUGCUCUACUGAUAAGAUCCUGUCUGAGUUUGCUUUGUGCAAAACAGAAAUGGCCUGAGUAUUGAAACGCGUACUUUUUCUCAUCGCCCUGUCUGAUCCCAGGUCAUGAAACUGUCGCAGGGAGACCCUGUUAUCAAAUAAGCAUCAGGACGCUUGCAAAUUAUUGGAAACAUGCAUUUUAAAAUUGCCAAGCAUCACUGGUGAUUCCCAAGGAAUCUUAUGAGCCUUUGAUUUCCUUCUAAUUUGGGAGUACAGGAUAUGGCAUUUGGUGACCCAAAGGGGUAUCAAUUCAGAAGGUCUGAGCCAGAAGCCGUUUCCAUUUUCUUUCGGGCUGGAGCCCACCUAGAGUGAAUUUUAAGGUGCGGUUUUGCUCAAGUAACCCACGCAUAAUUUCUCUCCCUGCUGCAGACAACCUAUUUCACCUUUGAGCUACCUUGUUUUAAACUUAAAAAACCAAAGUGGUGUUAGGGAAAUAGCCCUUUACUGAUCCAACCUACCUGUAGAAGAAUUUUUAAAACGUUGAAAAUGUAUAUAAUACAUAAUACUUUUUCAUAGACAUUGAAAGGCUUUUAACGAUUGGUUCGUUUGGGUUAUGAAUCGAGACGGGGGUGAAGUCAGUAAGAAAAUCCCAGAGCCUGCUUCAGGGUCUUUGUUUGAAGAUAUUUGUUCUAGGAGAAUGAAUUCAUUCUUUUUUGUGAGAUUUUUCAAGGUAACAGUUUAAACGUUAUUCAUAUUAUGUUAGUACAUGUCCAAAUUGUUUCAGUGACAAAUCAGAUUACUUGGUAUAAGACACAAAAUUUAAACGGGAACAAAUAUCCAGGACAAAAGAUUUGUCUGCUUACUUGGAUCAGCACCCUAUAAUUCACAGAACAUGUAUUGAGGACAUAAUGUAGGCACAUCCAUGUAAAUGACAGUGGGGCACUUCACUGACGAUACAAUUCAUUUGGUAAAACAUGAAUAAUUUCAACUUUCCCCGCAAACACACAUGGCUGUUCCUUUUGUCGUAGAAUAAAAUAUUUGUCCCAGACAUGCAAGGCACUAGAGCUGAUGGCCAAAAUGUUUCGAGUCUGAUGCUUUCGUGUUUUGUUUUGUUUUGUUUUUCUCUCAUGGUGACCACUGAAACCUAGAGUUAAGAAAUUCCAAAGAACCUGUUUGUUUAAUUCAUUGGUGGUUUAAUUUAAGGGCCAAACCCCAAAUUUAGAAGCCAUCACAGCAAUAAUAGCCCACCAUGGCGGCCUCACAAGCAGACAGGAGCUGCUAAUAGUGUGGAUGCGUGUGACGUUUGACUCUUUCGAGAAGUUUGUGUACUGUCUCCUAGAGAGAAAGCAAAUGGUGGUUGUUCUUGUAGCAUUACCAUUGUUGAGAAAUUAAGAUCAUGGUUAAUUUAUUGCCCAAAAGAACUAAAGCCCAGCAGAGCCGUAUGCCCCUGACAUUCUCUUUACUAAACUGAAGGCUGAGGAUUAGAAUGAUGUUUCUUUGCCCUGAGGAAGUCUUCUCCUUGAUUUGAAUUUGUGUGCUUCAUAUUUGGUUAAUGUAACAGCACAUUGUUCAGGACAAUGUCAGAACUUCUGAAAUCUGACAGGAUGGUAGAUAGAUAGAUAGAUAGAUAGAUAGAUAGAUAGAUAGAUAGAUAGAUAGAUCAGGAUUACUUAUAUUAAUAUAUAGGAAAUAAAUUACAUGUGUACAUAUGUGCACACACCUGCUUGCACAUGCACAGAGCACACACACUGUGUGUUUUGAGAGAGGCUUGAAAGCAGCGAUGAGAGAAGUUUUAACAUUCAAUACACCUAAGAUGGGGAACUAAUUUCCUUCAUCUUAUUUACUUUUGACUCUUUUUUAAAAUAUGAAAUAAAAUGGUCUCUCUGUGAUGGCAAACCGGGGCAUAGUGUUAAUUGUAUACUAUUAGGUAAUUUUGAGGGGUUGCCAAAUUUUGCACAUUCAUGUGCUGUCACUGCAGUUAGUCAGGAUUCAUCAACGCUAGCGAGAAGAGCAUUAUGUCCCCUGAAAUAUUUGACGUUUCAAAGCAGUCUAGGUUAAAGUAAGUGGCGCUUGCCAUGUGCUAAGGAAAGUGGGAUGUGAUCUCAGCACACUAAGAGCCUUUGAGGUCCUUGGGAGCCAUUAGCUGCUGAUGCCUGUUUUUAAGACAGACAUAUUUUGGGACACUGUGGUUCCUCUUAACGGCAGCUCCUUCUCUGGCUAGAAACCUGUGAGGGGGACCGCUUCCUCUCCUGGAGCUCUCCCAGCUCACUUCAUUGCCUAGGUUUGCUGUGCAAUCCUUAACAUUUCACAGGAAAACACACGACCUGUGACUGCAACAAGUGAUCCCUCCUGGGGAUACAGAGAGAGAAGCAGAAAUCCAUUACACAUCUUGAAAGAGAUCUUGGGUUUUUGUGUUUUUUUUUUUUUUUACAAAUAAACAGGAGGGGGCACUUUUUUAAAAACUCUAGAUUUUAGGAUGCAUAACUGUAGGGCUGAGGAAAUGCUCACACCGGUGUGCUUCAUAUAAACCACUGUUUCCUCACAUUCCUGUUCAUUUAGUUCAGGGCUUUAAACCCCAGGGUACUUUGUCCCAUGGCUGGAAUAUAUGCUUCUGUUCUUAGAAUUCCAGUAUCCCCUCUUCAGUCGUGUUUGUUUGGUACAGCCCUUAGCAGCUGGAUGAUAAUAUAACAAUUGUUUUAAGAUGCUUGUAAGCAUUUUUGCACACAGUACUACUAUGUGUUAUAAAUGAACCAUACCCGCCAACAAAAGUAUGAUUUGCAAAAUAUUUCUAAAGGUAGAAAUGGGUAUCUGCCCUGGUUUUUGGGGUGGGGGUAUCCUAUGAGUUCUUCAUGGCAAAAUCUCAAAGGGGCACAGACACUGGCUGAGACACAAUCUAAGGACAAGCGGCAAACUAUUUUCCCAGGCAUUUUCCCGUUUUUACGUUAGACUAUAAUAAACAAGUGGAUGCCAGGUGUCUUCAGCCAAACAGCUGGUGAUAAGUGUUUAAAAAAGAAAAAGGUGAAAAAGCCCAAGUUUCAGGCAUGGAGGCCAUUGGUUUUCUUUGCAGGCCUGGGAGGGGUGCUUUUCCUGUGACCAUGUCUUGCCAGGGGCAAGUCGUAAUUCCUGUUGACGAAAAGAACACCCCUUCCCACCCUAUGUCUGACAAAUCAGACAUCCGAAUGAUUUCUGAACUCAUGGGUUAAGACAGGAAGCAUAGGCUCCCUUCCUGUGUGAGUGCUUCCCUGAGAGAAAACUAGCUUCCCUCCUCCUUUGCAUACUUGGCGACUGGCUCUACCUUUCUCUGAACCCCAGUGGUGUGUGAGGGCCAGACUGGGACCUUGGAGGAAGAGGAACAGGGAUCUGAGGCUCAUCCAGGGACCAGGGUCCUUCCCAAGUGGCUACUCUGAGGGGACUCAGACCAACUCUGGAUUUGCGUGGCAGAGAGAGCCAGCUCUCGUGUGGCCUUGGGGAGGUACAGUCCUGUUGAUAAUCUGAAGACAAUGGAUGUCGAUGAGGGUCAAGACAUGUCCCAAGUUUCAGGAAAGGAGAGCCCUCCAGUCAGUGACACUCCGGAUGAAGGGGAUGAACCCAUGCCUGUCCCCGAGGACCUGUCCACCUCUGGAGCACAGCAGAACUCCAAGAGUGAUCGAGGCAUGGCCAGUAAUGUUAAAGUAGAGACUCAGAGUGAUGAAGAGAAUGGGCGUGCCUGUGAAAUGAAUGGGGAAUGUGCAGAGGAUUUACGAAUGCUUGAUGCCUCAGGAGAGAAAAUGAAUGGCUCCCACAGGGACCAAGGCAGCACGGCUUUGUCAGGAGUUGGAGGCAUUCGACUUCCUAACGGAAAACUAAAGUGUGAUAUCUGUGGGAUCGUUUGCAUCGGGCCCAAUGUGCUCAUGGUUCACAAAAGAAGUCAUACUGGUGAACGGCCUUUCCAGUGCAACCAGUGUGGGGCCUCCUUUACCCAGAAAGGCAACCUACUGCGGCACAUCAAGCUGCACUCGGGCGAGAAGCCCUUCAAAUGCCAUCUCUGCAACUAUGCCUGCCGCCGGAGGGACGCCCUCACCGGCCACCUAAGGACGCACUCCGUUGGUAAGCCUCACAAAUGUGGAUAUUGUGGCCGGAGCUAUAAACAGCGAAGCUCUUUAGAAGAACAUAAAGAGCGAUGCCACAACUACUUGGAAAGCAUGGGCCUCCCGGGCAUGUACCCAGUCAUUAAGGAAGAAACUAACCACAGCGAAAUGGCAGAGGACCUGUGCAAGAUAGGAGCAGAGAGGUCCCUUGUUCUGGACAGGCUGGCCAGCAACGUCGCCAAACGUAAGAGCUCUAUGCCUCAGAAAUUUCUUGGAGACAAGUGCCUGUCAGACAUGCCCUAUGACAGUGCCAACUAUGAGAAGGAUGAGAUGAUGACAUCCCACGUGAUGGACCAGGCCAUCAACAAUGCCAUUAACUACCUGGGGGCUGAGUCCCUGCGCCCGUUGGUGCAGACACCCCCUGGUAGCUCCGAGGUGGUGCCGGUCAUCAGUUCCAUGUACCAGCUGCACAAGCCCCCCUCAGACGGCCCACCACGGUCCAACCACUCAGCACAGGACAGCGCCGUGGAGAACUUGCUGCUGCUGUCCAAGGCCAAGUCCGUGUCAUCAGAGCGGGAGGCCUCCCCAAGCAACAGCUGCCAAGACUCCACGGAUACAGAGAGCAACGCGGAGGAACAGCGCAGCGGUCUCAUCUACCUAACCAACCACAUCACUCCGCAUGCGCGCAACGGGCUGGCUCUCAAGGAGGAGCAGCGCGCCUACGAGGUGCUGAGGGCAGCCUCAGAGAACUCGCAGGACGCCUUCCGUGUGGUCAGCACGAGUGGUGAGCAGCUGAAGGUGUACAAGUGCGAACACUGCCGCGUGCUCUUCCUGGAUCAUGUCAUGUACACCAUCCACAUGGGCUGCCAUGGCUUCCGGGAUCCCUUUGAGUGUAACAUGUGUGGUUAUCACAGCCAGGACAGGUACGAGUUCUCUUCCCACAUCACACGGGGGGAGCAUCGCUACCACCUGAGCUAAACCCAGCCAGGCCCCACUGAAGCACAAAGAUAGCUGGGCAUGCCUCUUUCCCAGCAGCUGGACCCACGGCGGACAAUGUUGGGAGUGGAUUUGCAGGCAGCAUUUGUUCUUUUACGUUGGUUGUUUGAGAUUUGAUUUGCGUUUAGAAGACAAGUUUUUAAUGUUAGAGACAGGAUUCCAUUGCAUCAGGAACGUUCAGAACACCCAUCCUUCUAGACGGUUUUGUUGACUGCUAGCUGAGAUUUCCCUGGUAUGUGGCUUCCUAACGCUCUCCCUACCCGCCCCACCCCCAAAACAGAGCCCGAAUCUUCAGAGAAAUUAAUUAAACAAUUACCCAAGUAGGAGCAAGGUGGAUUUUUCCCUAAGCAGAGUUUAUACCACAAAGAUUCUCCAAGUCCUCCAAAACAGCACAGGGACAUCAGCCUGUGCAGAGACCAGGGCCGAAGGCUGAACUUAGAAAGCUACUAUUAGGCCAUGUAUUGCACGGCAAUGCGGUGUCGGAACAAGAUGUUUGAGGUGCUGAAGGGAAGGGAUUGGAGAGCCAUGUGGCUCUUCUUCAUUUGCCUGAUCACACUCAGCCUCCUGAGGGCUUGAUGCCCAGUAAGAUGAGCUCACUGCUCUUGUGAUCGUUUUUCUAUCAGUUCCGUGCCUUUAAUGGCCCCAAAGCUCAUCACUGCAUUUUAGAACCCAAUCCUGAAAUUGAGACCUUGUUUUAAACUUCUGAUACUGUAAAACUUCUUGGAAGCCAAAGCUUUCUUCCAAGCCCCAUCCCCAGUUAUCUUGGUUCCUGUUCUUCCCUGGGCUGAUAGUUCCGGGACCUGCUAUUCCAUGAAAACAAGCACAACCCACCCUUCACUUCAACUGAACCCCUGUUCUGAUUAUAGCUAUGGACUCGGCUGUCUUGAUAAAUGUCUUUCCCUGCUCUGGAUGUAUGUUAUUUUCUUUGAAAACCUGUGACACCAUUAUCCAGAAUGACCAUUUUUAGAUGGAAGAAAUAUGUGAGCCCAGCAUCUCAGUGGCUAAAACACAAAAUAUCCAUACUUUCAAACAAAAUUUUUAAAUAUUCCAAAGCUCUCUUCUAUAGACACCCAGUAGCACAUGUUUUCACAUAAAUAGGAUACGGGACCAUGCAACCUUUAUCAAGUAGAGGUAUUAGAAUGGUGUGAGGUUUGGAGGCAGAGUGUGACCAGUACAGGUUCCCAGAGAACCUGUAUAGCCAGACCAAGACAGAGAUGUCACGCUGAAGACAAGUCAAUUAGCUAGAGGUUCUCAGCAGAAAGGCCUCUCUCAAGAGUCAGUAUUAGGGUUGCUACCCUCUAUCAGCUCAACAGAAAUAAUUGUAAAUGUUUACAGCACUGUCUUCACAGAAACUUGUUGCUGUAAAAUUAUAAAAAAUGCUGUCUUCUCCCCUGCACUAGGUCAAGCACUGCAGCGCCCCAAGAUAGCUGGUAGAUACUUCAUCUCAGUCAGCAAAGCGUCUCACCCGCUCUUCUCCAUCCCAUAUCACACAGACAAUGGCUACUCUCUGAGCCUGGCAACAAUCUCUCUGCCCAUCUAGUUGUCAAGGCAGGUUGCCACCAUGCCAGACAUACACAUCCCAAUUCCAUGGUGGCCCAGUGUCUCCACCACCACAAACUCUCUUUAACUUAAAUCGCCCUAUGAAAGAACACACAACACAAUGACCUCUGAUCCAAUUGAUGAGAUAUAAUUUGCUCAUCUAGACACAAAAAACCCUGUACACAUCCACCCCUUAAGAAUAUUCAUAACAACCUGUAAAUGUGCAGAGAGGAAUCUUAACAUCCGCCUCCAUGUUCUCUCCUCUGCUUCUCCUGCCUCCUCCAGUCUCCUCCUCUCUCUAAAAUAUUUCUCCUGCCCAUCCUUCCUUCUCAUCCAAUGACAGGCCUCCUUCUCUCUUGUACCUGCCUUCACCUGAAUGACAUCCUACAGAAACUUUCUGAGGUGAUUCCACAGAACUGGAGGAGAGAUUGUCUAUAACAGCUUUUGAGCUAAAAUGACGUUCUUAGUCGCAGCUCUCCUGACAUACAGGGCAUGAUCAUCACUGGUGGGGGUCGUUCUGUGAAAUGCAGCUUGCUUAGUACUACCCCUGGUCACUCCCCACUAGAUGCCAGGAGCACCCUAGCUGAUACCCAAAACUGUCUUCCCGGGUGCUCCAUGGGCGGAAAACUACUGAUCUAAACUCUAAAUGAGUGCAAAGUACGGAAGUUUUCCAAAAAGUAAAAAGCACUUGAAGCCUUUCCCGGUCAGCAGCCUCAAGCUGUACUGUGUCUUUGCAGUGCUGAUGAAUUCUAUAAAUCAGCAUUGGCAAAUACACUUCAGAUACUUCUGAGUUCAAGUGAAGGGACAGAGUUCACAAAGGUAUCCCUCUUAAGUCUGUGUUUCUUUGUUUCCAGAACAACAUGGCAUUUCGAAAGCGAAAGUAAAAUUACAAAUAUAACGACGUACAGUGAAUAAAGGGAGAGAAUUUGAGGAACUAGAGCUGUGGACAGUUUUUGUUCCAUAUGCAAUUAUAGGACUGGCCUUACCCAAAUUCACAUAUUCCAGGUGACAACCUUCCAAGCCUACAAUUUGCUGGCAGCUUUUACUCACUCUUGUUCUUAGCAAUGAGAGCCAUUAAGUAUGGUCCAAGGAAGAUGGCUCCAAACCCCACCGCCACCCCCGCCCCCACCCCUGACACUGGUAAUCAAAGGUUAAAGCGGAAUUGUAAAUAGUGGCUUCAGGAGCUGUUUUUUAGAAUGCUUUGCCCUUUCCUCUCACUGCCUUUUUUAGCCAAUAUAAAUGUCUAUUUGCACACCUUUUGUUGUGGUUUUAUAUUGUAACAGCAUUUUUUUGAAACUAUUGUAUUUAAGAUAAGGUUUCAUAUUAUGCCCACAAGUAAUUAAAUUAUGUUUGAAGGUGGCUAUAUUCUGUAUCAAAAGUUGAUAAUGUUUUUCUUUAGCUGGUAAAGUAGGGUUUUGCAUGAGCUCA